UUCAAAACGGUGGAAGCCGUGCAAACCGGGCAUGAGUGAGUCCUCUCUCUGUACUGCAGCGACUCUCUGUGUGCUUUUCCCAAAGUGUGCUGAGCAACGCUGCGCGUCAAAACAUUGCGUCUCUGCAGAAGCGCCCGGACCUCAGCUGGCGUGGACGGGAAUGCCAAAGCGCGUUUAGGAGUGGAAGUGGCACGAGGAACACGAGGAGGCUGCGACGUUGUGUGGGCUACGUGGAGAUCAGAUCUUUCUUCCCUUUAAAGGUGUGUGCCUCCCAACCCACCGCCCACCACGGCCCUCACCUGUGUGUUGCGGUGCUUCCCCUGUGAGCCGACCUGGGCUGGCAGUCCCUUCUUGCACCGCCCGCCAACUCCGCCCAUGGUCAGAAUGACGCGCUCCAAGACCUUCCAGGCCUACCUGCCGAGCUGCCACAGGACCUACAGCUGCAUCCACUGCAGAGCUCACCUGGCCAACCAUGAUGAGCUAAUCUCCAAGUCGUUCCAGGGCAGUCAGGGCAGAGCCUACCUGUUCAACUCAGUGGUGAACGUCGGGUGUGGCCCCGCGGAGGAGAGAGUUCUGCUCACGGGUCUGCAUGCUGUUGCAGAUAUCUACUGUGAGAACUGCAAGACCACCCUGGGCUGGAAAUAUGAACAUGCCUUUGAAAGCAGUCAGAAAUACAAAGAGGGCAAAUUCAUCAUCGAGCUGGCCCACAUGAUAAAGGACAAUGGCUGGGACUGAAGGACACCGCUGGAACGUGACCGCACUGGGGGAGGUUGGGUAGCUGGAUGGACUUAUCUAGACAUGAGGGGCGUGUUUGGGUUCAGGGCAGUCUUCUGUGGUGGGUGAGUGUAUGGCUUUGGUUUGGCUGAUUUACCAUUAACCUCCGUAACUCUCUUGGCCAUCCCUCCCUUCACGUCUCUUGAUGUCCACACUGACAGUUUUCAGACAUCCCGGCUUGACAGAGAGACAGACUAGGCAGGCUAAUGAGCAGCUAGCAGGACUAGGUGACUGGCCAGCUAUGGUCAUUGUUAUUUUCUGUGCUCUUUCAUUUGAAAAAAUUGUUGGAAGGCACCUUUGUUGUUUGGAGAAUGCUACCAUGUCCAACAUUGUUUCAAGUUAAAACCAGUUAACGAGUCAUUCAGCAAGUAGGAGGCCGGUUGGCCCGGGCUGUCAGGGUUUAUUGGCCAUAGCCAAGGUUAACAAGGAUUCAGUCUGUCUUCAGUGCAAAUGAGGUGACCUGAGAUGAUUAUAGCAAAUCUAGUUGAUGAGGGCCAUGCCAGCUAGGCCAGUGAUGAGGCCUGGUACUGCAGCUUGGCAUGGAGGCCUGAGCACAUGGGCAACAGGGUUAUGGAGUGCGGUUCUUUUCAAGGCAAUUGUCCUACUCUAGACUGCUCAAAGAUGGGAUCCAAUUCAUGAUUUUGUUAUACAGCUCAGGGCAGGUGGAGUGAUAGCUGGGAGUGAAACAGAGAAGCACCCAGCUUGUCCAAAAACCUCUGAGGAAUUUGCUCUCACACCAACAAAGUAGGUCCCCUGGGUUGUACCCAUUCUUCGAUACAGUGAGUCGUGUAAUGUGAUCUACCGGUCCAGUCCGCAUAUCACUGAUCUCUGUGUUCACCUUUGUUAUGUGGCGAGAUGGAAUUACACAAAAUAAGUGAGUCUGUGGUGAAAAACUUUGGCUGGUAUUCCCAAAGGUAUUGUUACCUGUCUGCUGUUACAGGUCAGUAAGUGAGGGUGAGGAUCUGCAGGAUUGGAGCAGCGGCCGUAAAGCACAACACCCGCUCUCGGAUCCAAGCAGACUGGUGUGAAAAAAACAACAGCAACUACUGAACACAUGGUGAAACCAAAAACAAAAUAUAGAUUAAUUAUGUCAUUUACUGAAGAUGUCGCAUGACCACAGUGGGGUAAACGCUAAAAGCUAUCGUUCUUAGGCUCUCUAUCAGUCUGGGAUGGCUACAGUUUAAGUGGUUAGUGUUCUUCACUAAACUACCCUUUAAAGGCGAACAAAAGAAUUUCUUAUUUUACGUGCUCUCAUUUUGCCCCAGUUUGAGUUCUUUUUUGUACCAUUUGAUUUGCUUAAUGAAUACUCCACGUGCAUCAUGGGAAAGCUCAUUACCUGGGCGGUAAUAUUUCAUGUGGAGCUUAAGCCUGUGUGUUCUCACACUGAGGCCUAUUUAAUGUGCUGAAUGUGUUGUUCUCUAAAAGAACAGUCAUCAUUUCAAAUGGGAGAUGCCAAUGCAGUUCCCAUUAAAAUGCAAAAGUGACACAUGCAUGCACUAAAACUGCAUUUUCAGUCUUUUUCCUGCACAUCUCUGUGUUGUUUUUGUGAGAUUUGUGUCUUUAUUUGCAAAGAAAUCUAUCGUUGAGUGCAUCUGCUGACAUUGGUUCGCAUCACAGGAUAAAUCCUACUUUCCAAAAGCUCUUGGAACUUCCACUUCAUGACACACGGUGGUGCAUAAAAAUGCAUAAAAAUCUGUUUUCAAAAGUAGCCAUGUCCAACAAAAUGUAAACAGAGUAAAACAUUGAGCAGCCAACUGAGAUAGUUGGAUGCCACGCAACCAAAGAACCUGCCCAUCCACAAUAAACUGACCAAACAAAAGAUCUCAUUUUGAUUGGGGAGUAAAAAAAAGUUACAAAACUAUGAGGUGUGUACAGCUGGAAGUUGAGGUUGUGGAUAGCCUUUCUCUGUGUUAUAAAAUGAUUUUGUAAAGAAAAGAUCUUAAUAUAUAUAUGAAUCUAUUUGCUGUAAUCGCUAUGAGGAUUACUGUUCAUGUUAACCUCCGUGUGAUACAUUGUAAAUAGAGUCGUUGUGUUUUAUCCACAUGAUGAUGAAUGAAUAUGAUUUAGGUCAUGUCAUGCUUUCUCUCCGGUAUCCCACAGUGACUGUACGAUACUACUUUUUUACUGGAAAUGUUUCAACCUUAAUGUUUUUUGUAAAGGAGGAUGCUGAUAUUGACUAUAUCUCAUUGGAUCUUCAUCUAAUAAAAUAUCUGUAUG
Messenger RNA from Thalassophryne amazonica, 2991 nucleotides. RefSeq names its product protein yippee-like 2. NCBI's taxonomy places the organism in Eukaryota, Metazoa, Chordata, Actinopteri, Batrachoidiformes, Batrachoididae. The record is from RefSeq and is a predicted model, not a curated record. The coding region runs from base 376 to 735 and encodes 119 amino acids. The transcript has 5 exons.